AUGAACGAGCCCAAUUACUUCAAUGUUCCUCAUGGAACGACUGCGUCUCCUGCCUUCGCCGCCGCGGCUUUCACGGCAUCCAAACCAAAAUAUGAAAACCUAAUGAAACACCACCCGAGCCUUCCUUCAAUGCCGGAGAAUAUGUUCUCGUCUCCUCUUACUUCAAAUGCUGCUACGCCUCGGCCAUCCUAUCGACAAUCCCUAUCAUCCUCUAGUUUCGGUGUGGACCCCCCACGGCCUCCUCGUGAUGGGUUCGACGCCACUCACCUUCCAGGGGUUCGAACCAACACAGCCAAGACCACCCUCCAGUCCCUUUGUGUCGGAAUCGGCGCACGUUCUCUCUUUGCAGCAUCCUUCCGUCACGCGCUUCUCAGAUCAAUUUCCAGAUUCCAGCGAUAUGUCCCCCAGCAUGAACAGCACAGACUCGAUCUCCCCGAUGAACAAUUCUGGCAUAAACGGACACACAAGCACUCCUCCGUCUUCACCGCCCAGUUCCAUGGGCUUUUAUGUCAAAGCAAAGAAGAGCCUCGAAUCAAAGCUGAAAUUGAAGACUCGCAAAGAGGUUCCUGGCUCAAAGAUGGUGCAGCGAAGCCCAAGCUCCGACGAAGACUCUUUGGCAGGGCGCCGUGGGCACGCAAGGAAUCAGCAGGGUCUUUCAGCAGCGUAACCAGCUCUGUGAGGGAGAUACUCAAAGGUGAGACUCCCCCUCCCUCGGCAGCCUCAAGUUAUACUUCUUUACAUGUCAACUGCGUUAAUGGCCAGUUUCCUGGAGGGGAGGCAAGAAGAAUAAAGACACCACCUCUAGCCGAAGAUACUGCGAACGGUCGGCCACGCUCAUUCUUCACUGAGACGGUUCCUCCCACAGAAGAUGACGGAAUGGAGUCUUCAUCAAGAAGGAACUCUCUCCAAACAGUUCGUCGCCAGAGCAUCGUUGCGGACACUUACGAGUGGUGGGAAAAGAUGCCCAAGAAACCCGUUCGCAGGAGCCCUUUUCAAGAACGACCUCCUUUUGAAUUUCAACUACCGGAACAUCUUCCCAGCAGCCCAAUGUGCCCGGCCAACGAGAAACACGUCAGUGGUGGGACUGGCGUCUGUGUCUACCAUGGGCGCAGGAAGUGUGCAUCUAGAUUGGCGCCAGUGUGA
This is a messenger RNA of Fusarium subglutinans, 1143 nucleotides long. RefSeq lists its product as uncharacterized. The record is from RefSeq and is a predicted model, not a curated record. The transcript has 6 exons. The coding region runs from base 1 to 1143 and encodes 380 amino acids. NCBI's taxonomy places the organism in Eukaryota, Fungi, Ascomycota, Sordariomycetes, Hypocreales, Nectriaceae.